UGAGCACUCACUACUGUGUUACUGUGGUUCCCUGAAAAUUCUAAAUAACCCAGAAACAAAACUGGGGAAUGCAGGUGAGGUACAGUGGAAAAUAUUGAAGAAUCUGUUUAAUUUGAAGUGAUUUCAAAGAGAAAUUAAUUGGCUGACUCCUGUAAAAUUUAAAAGAAAUCCUAGUAAUCAUUUCUAAAUUAAAAAUAUAUGCAAUUUUAUGCAAAUGUGUGCCAUUUGGGCCUUAUGCACCUAGUGACAUGCCUUUUAACUUGAAGCUACUGAACCUGACAGGAUAAUCAAGCAUGGAGUAUAUUCUGUGCUCCACUUGAGCAUGGUCUGCCACAACAGUCUGGGAUUUUAAUUUUAACUAAGGCGCUCCUUUGCGAUGACCUCUUGCCCUAAAUAGUGUACCUGCAGCAGUCAGUGGGGCUUAACAGCAGUCAUGAGAAGACAGACACAGCAGGGGGUUCAGAAUGAAUGCCUUGGAUGCCAUGGAAAGGUACAUGAAGUGCAAGAAAGGUGUUUCAGAAAUGGAUCUUCGAGAGGGCCCUGUCGGAGGAGGUGGGAGUGCCUUGAGGAAGGAGGAGUGCAGCCGGAGCAAAGGAAAGGAAUUGAGAAUGAUUCCUACAGAAAGCAGGUUGUCAUUGAUGGAGAGACCUGUUUGUUAGACAUCUUGGACACAGCCGGCCAAGAAGAGUACAGUGCCAUGCGAGACCAGUACAUGCGCACAGGAGAGGGCUUCCUUUGUGUCUUCGCCAUUAACAACACCAAGUCCUUCGAAGACAUUCAUCAGUACAGGGAGCAGAUCAAAAGAGUGAAGGACUCUGACGAUGUGCCCAUGGUGUUGGUGGGGAACAAGUGUGACCUUCCAGCCCGAACUGUGGAAACGCGGCAAGCCCAGGAGCUGGCUCGGAGCUAUGGGAUUCCCUACAUAGAGACAUCUGCCAAAACUAGACAGGGGGUUGAAGAUGCCUUCUAUACUUUAGUGCGGGAGAUACGGCAGCAUAAAUUACGCAAAUUGAAUCCUCCAGAUGAAAGUGGCCCAGGCUGCAUGAAUUGUAAAUGUGUAAUAUCAUGACCAAGGAGCUGUCCUAAUCCCUGCCUUCUCUGUUCCCAGCUCACCAGACUGUGACUUGGAGGGGUUUCCACUAUGUGUAGCACGGCGAUGGAGGUGACAUGAAAGAAGAAUCAAAUGGAUUCAAAGAAGGGGACAGACAAGAUGGUGUCUGCAGGCCCCAAGAGCUCUGCAUGGACUGUCUCAAAACUUUACCAAGGCCUGCAAUGAACUCAUUUUAUUUUUUUAAAUAUCCCUUCCCUUCUCUUUUGCCUCCUCCCCAUCCCAGCAACUUGUACAAAGCCACAGAUUGAAUCACAGUAAAUUAUUAUAUGAUGGUCUUGA
This is a messenger RNA of Varanus komodoensis (Komodo dragon), 1390 nucleotides long. RefSeq names its product HRas proto-oncogene, GTPase (gene HRAS). Gene Ontology annotation, biological process: Ras protein signal transduction. The transcript has 5 exons. The record is from RefSeq and is a predicted model, not a curated record. The coding region runs from base 434 to 1069 and encodes 211 amino acids. Gene Ontology annotation, molecular function: GTPase activity; GTP binding; GDP binding. NCBI's taxonomy places the organism in Eukaryota, Metazoa, Chordata, Lepidosauria, Squamata, Varanidae. Gene Ontology annotation, cellular component: plasma membrane.